AGCAGGUAAUUCCGCAAGCCUGUGACACCCAACCUCAACUACAUGCGAUCGAUCGGAGGACUGGGGACAAGAACUACCUCGUACGACAUAGAUCGCAUGUAGAUGCGUGGAACGACCGAGCAUCUACAUUGGUUGGAGGAGAUAACUUCACAGGUCAUAGCUCUGCUAUGUACAUGAGUUGGUACAGGCGCAUCUCCAUAUUACGCCUAACGAACACCGCAUUUGCGCAGCCAGGAUCACAUUACCAUCCGACAUCUACGUUACUGGCUGAGCGCAUCCGAUCGGUACUCAUACAAUGUAAUGACACGAUUCAAGGGGCCGCUACAUCGCCAGUUGACGUGGGGUAUCGGCUAUGUUCUCAGACCUUAGGCUCCAUUAACGCGUCGUUGACCGAUGCAUUGAGUCAGGCGGGUUAUGAGUACCUCAUACCGACUCCACCCGUCAUUGGCGAGGUAGAUGACACAUUCCACACUCCUUCUCCAAGGAGUUCAGCCCAUAGAGGUAGCUCUUCCGGAGGAUCCAGUUCUCGGUCCACAAGAGGCCGCCAGCGUUCAUCUACUCGAGGUCGGUCUUCCAGAUCGCCAUCGACAUCCGCUACUAUGUCGCCGUUCGUUCCCCCGUCUUCCAUCAACACUCCUCCGCCACAUCCAUCGCCUCCGCAAAGGAUUAUCACAUAUCAGCGUGCUAGUCAACGACGAGCUCCUGCUCUUAAUGUCAUUGCGGAGGUUGACGAGUUCACACCAUCAUCAUCCACCGGUGCGCAAAACAAAAGGGGCCGGGGGUUGUAGUUUAACAAACUUUGUAUAUUCUUAUAUGACUUGAACUUCUUGUA
Molecule: messenger RNA, 832 nt
Organism: Amaranthus tricolor (Joseph's coat)
Lineage: Eukaryota; Viridiplantae; Streptophyta; Magnoliopsida; Caryophyllales; Amaranthaceae
Exons: 2
Coding region: 168-788 (206 amino acids)
Source: RefSeq, a predicted model, not a curated record